UACUAACAGUGCUUAACAUUUCUGAUGAUAGUUUCGACUUUACGUGAAAAUGGUGAAAAAAUUUGUGAUUCCUUUAGUAAAGGACGAACUUUUAACGUCACAUGCUGGGCAGUACUUUGUCGAAGAGAUUACUCCUUUACGGGCGCUAUCUCAAGCUCUUGAUUCUACACGAUUAGCAUUGCAAUCAAAUGGAGCACAUUUUAUUUUGAAUCAUUUUGACACAUUUUUUUCUGUUAUUGUUCAUGGCAAUAAAGUGGAACUCCAGGUCUGUCUACGUUCUUUCAAUAGAAUUCACAAGGCUGUGGAAGUACUUUUGGAUGAACAGGAAAAAAUAUUUGAUCAUGGCAAAGAUAUUACAGAGGAAGAGGAUAGGGAAACAUAUCUAUGCAUUAACAAUAUGUUGGCAUAUUUAUUUUCAUGGUUUAUCUGUCAUAUAGAAGAACAUGUAAAAAAUGUGAAUGAGAGCAAUAUUGGAAAGCGUAAGAAAGUCACGAAGUCAGAUAUUGAAGAAGAAUGGGAGCAAUCCAGGCAGAAAGCGUUGGAACUUCUGUAUAGAUGGCUACAGAUCCCAUUGCAUAAAAUAUGGAGACCACCUAUUGUUGAUAAUUCAUUUGUCAUGACUUUAGCACAGAUAUGUUAUAAGAUAUUAGAACAGAUAAAGGAUGCUAAGCAAAAACACACAAGGGAAACUAUAUUUGAGAUUCUAGGAACUUUAGUUAAAAAGUACAAUCAUGGAAUAACUUGCGUUGUGAGGAUUGUUCAGUUGGUAAAAUUAUACGAUGCACUGGCAAUACCAAUAGCGGCUGGCGUAGUACAUAUGAUUACUGAAUGUGGCUGCAAUGGUUUGAUAAAAGAAGUGAUGAAUGAGAUAGGCCAAAGCGAAGUUAACGAGACUGAUAGUCGCAAUACAUCUAUAUUUCUGGAAAAUAUCGCAAUUUCACGGCCCAAUCUCAUAAUUCCUAUCCUUGACAAUAUCACAGAUUAUCUGUCAAGUGAAUUUUAUACAAUGAGAAACUGUGUGAUUGGAAUCUUGGGUGUCAUGGUGCAAAAAGCAUUGACCGGUGAAGACUUAACGGAUAAACAGAAAGACCAACGCGACGAAUGUCUGGAUAAUUUGGAAGAGCAUAUGUUGGAUUCUAAUGCUUACGUGAGGUCGAAAGUGCUUCAGACUUGGCAACGCUUGUGCUGUGAAGGCGCUGUGCCAUUAGCAAGACACGGGAAGCUUUUAGCCUACACCGCAUUACGAUUAGAAGAUAAGAGCGCAAAUGUUCGCAAACAGGCUCUUCAAUUACUGCGUACUCUGUUGCAAAGCAAUCCUUUCGCAGGCAAGUUAAAUUGCGUUGAACUCUCUAAUUCACUCGAUAAAGAGAAGGCAAAAUUACAAGAAUUACAAAUCAAUAUCGUGAGUGCUAGUGGACGUGGUAACGAGCAAAGGUUUCAGCUUUGGACUGUUUUACAAUCGGAUAUAAAGGCAGCAAUUAAGGAAAUUCUGAAAAAUAAUGAGGAAUAUACAGAUAAUGUAGAACAAGAGAACAUCGAUCCAAAUCAUGCGUUCGAGCAUGUAAGACAAUUAUUAUUAAGCCGAAAAGUCACUGAAGCAGUGACAUACCUGUGGAAGACAUGUAUGACACUAGAGCAAAUUUCUGAAAUGGAAAAUUUUUCCAUUGCUGCAAAAGAGGAAUUUUUACUUUCCUUUUUAUUGAAGAUUUUCAUAGAGUCAGAAAAUGAAUCGCCAAAUGAUGAAAAUGCAAACGACGCGCAAAGUUCAACUUCAGAACAAGACAACAACAGGAAGGAGGAAUUAAGAUUACGAAAGCGUGUUAUAGAUUAUUUAAAAAAUUGUCUGAAGUUUGCUACCGAGUUGGAGAAGGCGAUACCAAUAGCAGAAAAAUUACUGUUUUCUAUAUGUGCUGGAGACGCCGUUGAAUCAUGCACAUUUUUAGGAACUGCUUUCCAAUUCGGAGUAACCGGAGCGGCCGACUCUAUGCGUGAAGCUCUGUUUCAAGUAUUUCAUCGCGAUCAAUCUGUACGUAAUAACGUGGCCGUAGUGUACAAAGAGAUCUAUCUUGAUAUGAAUAACGACAAACGAUCAAUCCGUCAAAUAGCCGUUGCUCGUGCGAAUUGUUUAAUCGAAUUGAUGAAGGAAUUAAAGCCUGGACAGAGCUUGGCUUUGACACUGCUAAUCGUCACGUGGUAUGAAAACGGAGAAUUAAACAGUGAAUUGCUGCAAGUAUUAUGGGAAAAAUUCUGCAUGAAAUAUCCGGAUACUUCUCCAAUAGAUAGCAGAACCGCGUUAAUGAUAAUAACGAUGAUAGCUCAGGCAAAAUCUAACAUAGCAUCUGAUAAUCUGGAUGUGUUAAUGAAGAUAGGAUUAGGUCCACGCGCGAAUGACGACCUUCUUUUAGCACGAGAUACUUGCAGAAUGUUGUUAAAAAUCAAACAAAAUAGUAAGGAUAUCGAAAAGCCACCUUUGAGAUAUCCUAAUAAUCAUGAUAUGUUCAAAGAGAUCAUGACGUUAUUAACAGAGUUUUUUACUAGUACAGAAGAAAAUGCUUACAUUUCUUUUGCGACAGAUGCAAUUAAUGCUAUAUAUCAUUUGGCAAAUCAACCGGUUAAGUUGAUAAAAGAAUUAUUAUUGAGCAUCACCGAAAAGGGUCAGUUUAUGAAUAAAGAUACAAAUGAAAUAUUAGAUGUAUCGAGCUUUGUACUCUCCAAGUUACUUUAUAUAAUCGGACAUGUUGCCAUCACACAGUUAGUUCAUCUAGACGUGUCCAUUUAUAAGGAACUGAAGCGUAGAAAUACGCUACGAGAGAUGCAGGGUAAGAAAAAGAAACGAACAACGAAAAGCAUAUGUUUGACAUCUGAUAGGGCUAAAUCGGUGUUAUCGAACUCGUCAACCACUCAACGAGCCUCUCGAAAUAAAGAAACCUCGAUAUUCAAUGAGGAUAACGGAGAAGAAGCAUUAGAAGGCGCAGUAGACGACGCCGAGGCGGAGUUCGUAAACGGCGCACUCGAACAUGAAAUUGUUACUGGAGAUGGCUUGCUCACGAAAUAUGUGUACGUAUUGAGAAUUGCAAGAAUGACAUUCGGUUAUUAGAUAUGAAUUAAUAUACAGGAUGGCCCAUCGAAAACGAAACAGACUGAAUAACUCCUACAAAAAUGAUUUUUC
Trachymyrmex cornetzi is the source of this 3169-nucleotide messenger RNA. It is a transcript of the gene Cap-D2, whose product is annotated as CAP-D2 condensin subunit. Gene Ontology annotation, biological process: meiotic chromosome condensation; mitotic chromosome condensation. Gene Ontology annotation, cellular component: condensin complex; condensed chromosome, centromeric region. Gene Ontology annotation, molecular function: histone binding. The transcript is spliced from 14 exons. NCBI's taxonomy places the organism in Eukaryota, Metazoa, Arthropoda, Insecta, Hymenoptera, Formicidae. The record is from RefSeq and is a predicted model, not a curated record. The coding region runs from base 50 to 3097 and encodes 1015 amino acids.